Molecule: messenger RNA, 1656 nt
Organism: Pseudoliparis swirei
Lineage: Eukaryota; Metazoa; Chordata; Actinopteri; Perciformes; Liparidae
Gene: lacc1
Product: laccase (multicopper oxidoreductase) domain containing 1
Exons: 5
Coding region: 371-1636 (421 amino acids)
Molecular function (GO): copper ion binding
Source: RefSeq, a predicted model, not a curated record
UUUACUAAAGUAAUUUAUAUAUAUUUAGUACAUCUAGGAGGUACAUGUUGUACUUUUACUUAAGAAAAGAAGAGUAUAGUCAGCAGGACUAGAGGAAGUUGAGGAGAUCAGUUUCCACUUCGAGUGUACUUCGUGUGUACUGUGUGUACUUCGUGUGUGUACUUCGUGUGGAGUUUCCCGUGUGGGCGGGGCCACCGCUGCAGGAAGUUCCUCGUGGAGUCUCAGCUGUCCAUCACGUCCCCGCGGCACCGUGGAGGAGACCCUUGACCCGGUUCGAGACCUGUGAUCCGGAUCGAGACCCGUGAUCCGGAUCGAGACCUGUGAUCCGAAUCGAGACCCGUGACCCGGAUCGGGAGCUCGGCAGUCCGCGAUGGGCGACGCGGUCCUGCUGGACCUGGUCCACGGCUGCGGUCCGGACUGCGCGUUUCUGCGGGACGAACGCGCGUGCCCGUCUCACGUCUUCCUGCUGUGCGGGGCGCGUGACCGGCACGAGGACCACCUCUCCGCCGCCGCCGCGUACGUGAGCUCGAGCGUGCACGCGCUGGACUCGGGCUCCACCGCGGCGCGCCUGUACCGGUUCAAGCAGACCCUGGACCAGCUGGACCUGAGCUCGGUGAGGGUGCUCGCGACCCCGCGGGGCCGCGCCGUGCUGCGCGCCUACCAGGAGCAGCUCUUCACGGCCGUGUACAGCUUCGACUACCGCGUGGACGAGCGCACCUGUGCGGGCUGCGCAGGCUCCGCCCCCUCCGACUCAACUGCGGUCCCGGUGGAGGAAAAGGUGUCCCGGUUCCUGCAGCAGCUUCCGGCCCUGAAGGGAGAAGUCCGGGUCCUGACGUCAUCGCUGAUUCCAGGUGGUUUCGGUCAUGGGUUCAGUACCCGGACCGGCGGCAUCUCCUACAUCCAGACCUUGUCCUCUUUGAACCUGUUCAGCAGCCGCAGGAGGAGGGACCCCGGAGCCGUGGUCCAGGAGAACCGCCGCAGACUGGCCCUGCAUGCCGGGUUCCACCCGCAGCCCCUCCACCUGGUCAAGGUGGACCACGGCAGCCAUGUUUGGGUCUUGGGGGAAGCCGAGCCUGAGAGCUACGACGCCGUGGUCACCGAUCGGACCGGCGUGGUCUUGGCGGCGCCGGGAGCCGACUGCAUGCCGAUCCUGUUCGCGGACCCGGUUUUAAAGGUAAUCGGAGCGGCUCACGCAGGUUGGAAGGGUACCCUGAUGGGCGUCGCUAUGGCGACGGUGGAGGCCAUGGUGAGGAACUUCGGUUGCCGGGCGAGGGACAUCGUGGUUGCCGUGGGACCGUCGGUCGGCGCCUGUUGCUUCAGGCUGGACAGACAGCAGGCGCUGGACUUCCUCCAGGUCCACCAGGACUGUGUCCCCGAUCCAGAGUCCACAAGACCACAUGUCGACAUCCGCCUUGCCAACAGGGUGCUCCUCCUGAGAGGAGGCGUCCUCCCUGAACACCUCCAUGACGACUCGGAGCUGCAGCGCUCCUGUGUGACGCCCUGCACCUCCUGCCACCCAGAGGACUUCUUCUCCCACACCAGGGACGGACUCAACUUCGGCACCCAGGUGGGCUUCCUGUGGAUCAAGGGGACGGACGGGGGGGCGAAUAGGGGGACAGACAGGGGGGUGGAAUGAGGGGACGGACGGGGGGGCGG